AUGUCUGUGGACCCCUUAUCCAGCAAAGCUCUGAAGAUCAAGCGCGAGCUGAGUGAGAACACGCCGCAUCUGUCCGACGAGGCGCUGAUGGGGCUGUCGGUGCGCGAGCUCAACCGCCACCUGCGCGGGCUGUCGGCCGAGGAGGUGACGCGGCUCAAGCAGCGGCGGCGCACGCUCAAGAACCGCGGCUACGCGGCCAGCUGCCGGGUAAAGCGCGUGUGCCAGAAGGAGGAGCUGCAGAAGCAGAAGUCGGAGCUGGAGCGCGAGGUGGACAAGCUGGCACGCGAGAACGCCGCCAUGCGCCUGGAGCUGGACGCGCUGCGCGGCAAGUGCGAGGCGCUGCAGGGCUUUGCGCGCUCCGUGGCGGCCGCCCGCGGGCCCGCGGCGCUGGUGGCUCCCGCCAGCGUCAUCACCAUUGUCAAGUCCGCCCCUGCUCCCGCCCCCGGCCCGGACCCCGGGCCCGCCCCGGGCCCCGCCCCCUGCUCCUAG
This is a messenger RNA of Elephantulus edwardii (Cape elephant shrew), 489 nucleotides long. It is a transcript of the gene MAFF, whose product is annotated as v-maf avian musculoaponeurotic fibrosarcoma oncogene homolog F. Gene Ontology annotation, biological process: regulation of transcription by RNA polymerase II; regulation of epidermal cell differentiation. Gene Ontology annotation, cellular component: nucleus. The transcript is spliced from 2 exons. The record is from RefSeq and is a predicted model, not a curated record. NCBI's taxonomy places the organism in Eukaryota, Metazoa, Chordata, Mammalia, Macroscelidea, Macroscelididae. The coding region runs from base 1 to 489 and encodes 162 amino acids. Gene Ontology annotation, molecular function: DNA-binding transcription factor activity, RNA polymerase II-specific; RNA polymerase II cis-regulatory region sequence-specific DNA binding.